AUGGCAUUGUGUCCAAGUUAUUGUCAUAGUUUUUGUAACGAUCCAUGUAAUCUAUGUUGUAGUAGUCAACUUGAUUUCUGCAAUCCAUGGAAUUGUUGUGAUACAUUUUCAUCAAGUUGCUGCAUUCCACCACAGAUUAUUCGAUGUAGUGUACCAUGUCAACCAUUUACAGAAAUAACAACAACUACAACUACAACUAAUGAGACAUGUUGCCAACCAAGGAAAGUAAUAGCAGAUUCAGAAAAGCUUAUUAUUCGUUUGAGUAUUGCUGAACUUAAUCCAGAUACAAUCAAAACAAUAAUCAAAGACGGGAAAUUGGUUGUUGAAGCAAGUCGCGAAGAUCGAGGUCAGCAUGGUGAUUAUAAUAUUCGACAAUUCAGAAAAACAUAUGAAAUACCUAAAAAUGCUGAUAUUGAAUGUAUGACUUCACAUGUAACAUUAGACGAUGUACUUGUUAUUGAAGUACCUAUUCGUAAAUCAGAAAAUCAAAGUGGUCUCACACAAACAGAAACAGAAACUGACACAACUCUAAAUGAUACAACUCAAAGUUACUCAACUCAAAAUGACACAAUUCAAAAUUACGCAUCUCUAAAUGACACAACUCAAAAUUAUGCAACUCUAAAUGGUACAACUCAAAGUUCAGAUCAAACUGGUGACUCUGAUAAAUCAUUAUCUGAUUAUAUUACUCUCUUAAUGAAUUCAGAUUUUCAUCCACGUCUUAUUACUAAAGGUGAUAAUAAAAAAGUAUUAGAAAUGUCAAUUGAUGUGAAAAAGAGUCGACCGGAAGAAAUUAAUGUUUCAUUAAAAAAUAAUGAAUUAACUGUUCGAGGUGAACAUAAAACUAAUGAGAAUAAUCAUGCAAGACGAGCACGCUUUUUCAGACAAACAACAUUACCAUCUGGUGCACAAAUUGAUCAAUUGAAAACAGUAUUGAAAAAUGAUGGACAUUUGAAAAUUGAAGUACCACUUAAUUGA
Adineta steineri is the source of this 975-nucleotide messenger RNA. The record is from the annotation of a GenBank genome assembly. NCBI's taxonomy places the organism in Eukaryota, Metazoa, Rotifera, Eurotatoria, Adinetida, Adinetidae.